GGAGCAGCGUCACACUGACCAGGCUCCUCUGAGUGAUGAUGACGGUGUGCAGAGAGUGGCUGGCAUUGUCCAUAAUGUCUCGCUGUAUCGCUUAAUUGCAUUAUUUUUCAUUGCAUUGAAUGUGUUUUUUAUUUAUAUAUAAAUCACGCUGUUGUUUUAAUUUGAAAGGCAGGCGUCGUAUGUUUUUCCGGUUUCGGCUUUGGCAUCUCUUGACAUUUGGACGCAGCUGGUCUGGGCGCAUCUGGUACCGUGUGACCAUCCAUCGAGACUGGUUCCAAGGCUCUCUUCGCCCCUGCCCAUUGAAAGGCGUUGGACCGAGUGAUGCGCGCGCGACCAACUUGAUCUUUUGUUUCUUUCUAAAACUAUUUAACCCUCUUUCACCAUUGCCCCGCACCGAGGCUCCGCGGAUUUUCUGUCGUCCCUUGGUCUCCGAACUGCGCGGAGGAAGUGGUCACUGUUGGCUGUGGUCACCGCUGUCGUGAUGGUUCUGCUGGCUCUGGCCAUUGCGGUGCCGCUUCUCCUCCUGCGCCCCUCGGAGACCUCCGCUCAUUAUUACGAGAUGAUGGGCACCUGUCGGAUGGUGUGCGACCCUUACACCGCAAAACCCGGGGGAGGCGCCGCUGGAGAGGCGACCCAGACCGUCAACAGCGUCGCGCCACUACCACCGAUGGCACAAGGUAGCCGCGGGGAACCGGGGCGACCGGGAAAACCUGGUAUCAGGGGUCCGCCGGGAGAACCUGGACCCCCGGGCCCCAGGGGUCCACCAGGGGAGCGCGGCGUCAGCAAACUCCCCUUCCCCGCUUUGACCGCAGCAACGGGAGAGCACAGCGAAAUAGACGGGACCAACUCUACAAGUAGCGGAAACCGUGUCGCUUUUUAUGUCGGUCUUAAGAAUCCCCACGAGGGAUACGAGGUGCUUAAGUUUGACGACGUGAUUACAAACUUGGGAAACCUCUACGAUCCGAGCACCGGGAAGUUCACCUGCCAUGUGUCCGGGAUCUACUACUUCACUUAUCAUGUGCUGAUGAGAGGAGGAGACGGAACCAGCAUGUGGGCCGACCUGUGUAAAAAUGGACAGGUCCGAGCAAGUGCCAUAGCUCAGGAUGCAGACCAAAACUACGACUACGCCAGCAACAGCGCUGUGCUGCAUUUGGACUCGGGCGAUGAAGUGUAUGUGAAACUGGAUGGCGGCAAAGCUCACGGAGGCAAUAAUAACAAGUACAGCACCUUCUCUGGCUUCAUUUUAUACCCUGAUUAGGUCAAAUUGUCAGCAGAUGUUAUUUUCAUGGACGUACUAUAUGGUUAUCAUGUGUUUUUGUGUCCUUCAAAACACAAGCUGCUUAUAUUCAUGUCUAUUGAUGGACAGCUUACUCGGUGCAGAUGUGAAUACGAUAUUCUACUUAAAGGCUCUGGUGGAUUAGCAGUGCGGGGUGAUAUUCCUCGGAAGUCAAACAUCAGUCGGAUGAUCUUGUGCAAUCUUGCUGUUAAAUCCGGGUUUUAUGUGGUAAAAUUUCAAAUAUUGAUCUGAUACAAUGGCACGAAAGAAGCCAUCUAAAUGCAUCAAUUUAUUUGCUGCUCCAACUGAACAAACUCUUCACAAAUGUAGCAGAGCACUUUCAAGUGCAGUCAGACAAACUCCAGUAACAUGUAGUACUCAUUACUACACAAACAGUCGGACACACACAAAAAAACUAGCCUGUUCUUGUUCUCCUAUUCUGUUCAGGUUUUGCGUUCUGUUAUGUACUGUUAACACUGUUGUGCUUUAUACAUUCUUAACCAUUGUGAGUCUGUUGUCAGAUUCCACUUUAAGGCCAUUUCACAGAUAUAUCCAUGGUGGGGUUUAUUCUGUAUGUGUGUGUUUUUUAUUUUAUUCCAAAUGCAAGCACGACAUCAAUACCGAAUUUGGAACUCACCCUUACAGACACACACGUCCAUUCUUGUCCUAUCAUCCAAUUUGCCAAAGGGGAGCUGGACCCAUCUGAUAAUCCAAAAAAGUGUCAGCAGAGAACAGAGUGGUGUAACAGAAACUGUCACAAUUUACUAUCCAGCGGCUAAAAAUAUAUAUAUAUAUUUUUUUUUUCCAUGGGGAGAAGGGAUAUUGUUUGUUUGUUUGUUUGCUUGAAAAUAGUUUUGUGUGUUUGACAAAACUCCUAAUGAAGCACCAAGUCAUUUAUAUUUUGAAUCCCUAUCAUAUGUGAAUAAAUAUUGUCUAACAAAGAA
Syngnathus acus (greater pipefish) is the source of this 2220-nucleotide messenger RNA. RefSeq names its product complement component 1, q subcomponent-like 2 (gene c1ql2). The coding region runs from base 482 to 1258 and encodes 258 amino acids. Gene Ontology annotation, molecular function: protein binding. NCBI's taxonomy places the organism in Eukaryota, Metazoa, Chordata, Actinopteri, Syngnathiformes, Syngnathidae. The transcript is spliced from 2 exons. The record is from RefSeq and is a predicted model, not a curated record.